AGGAGGCGGAGGAGGAAAAGAAGGAGGAGGAGAAGGAGGAGGCGGGGGGAGCCAGUUCUCCCGUCCGGCCCGCGGCAGGAAACAAAGAGCCAGGCAGGCAGCGGAGAGACGGGGAUGCUGCAGCUACAGGAAUGCCCAAAGAAAAGUACGAUCCACCUGAUCCACGGAGGAUGUACACAAUUAUGUCCUCAGAAGAAGCAGCCAAUGGAAAAAAAUCACACUGGGCAGAGUUGGAAAUAACUGGGAAAGUAAGAAGCCUGAGUUCAUCCUUGUGGUCGCUGACCCACUUGACAGCCCUGCAUCUCAGUGACAACUCCUUAUCCCGUAUUCCUUCAGACAUUGCCAAGCUUCAUAAUCUAGUGUAUUUGGACCUGUCAUCUAACAAAAUUCGCAGUUUACCAGCAGAACUCGGAAACAUGGUAUCACUCAGGGAACUCCAUUUAAAUAACAACCUGUUACGAGUUCUACCAUUUGAGCUGGGAAAAUUGUUUCAGUUACAGACAUUGGGGUUGAAAGGAAACCCUCUUACGCAGGAUAUUUUAAAUCUCUAUCAGGAACCAGAUGGAACAAGAAGGCUACUGAAUUAUUUGCUUGAUAACUUGGCAGGUACUGCAAAAAGAAUUUCAACAGAGCAACCACCUCCCAGAUCAUGGAUUAUGUUGCAAGAACCAGAUCGGACAAGACCAACAGCUCUGUUUUCUGUCAUGUGUUACAACGUCCUCUGUGAUAAAUACGCUACUCGGCAGCUAUAUGGCUAUUGCCCAUCAUGGGCGUUGAACUGGGAAUACAGGAAAAAAGCUAUUAUGCAGGAAAUCUUAAGCUGCAAUGCUGACAUCAUAAGCCUUCAGGAGGUUGAAACGGAACAAUACUACAGUUUUUUCCUGGCAGAACUGAAGGAGCGUGGUUAUAAUGGGUUCUUCAGUCCAAAAUCUAGAGCUAGGACAAUGUCGGAACAGGAAAGAAAGCAUGUUGAUGGCUGUGCAAUAUUUUUCAAAAUUGAAAAGUUCACCUUGGUUCAGAAACAUACUGUUGAAUUCAAUCAGUUGGCAAUGGCAAACUCCGAGGGAUCUGAAGCAAUGUUGAACAGAGUGAUGACAAAAGAUAACAUUGGAGUUGCUGUGUUGCUGGAGCUACGCAAGGAGUUAAUAGAAAUGUCAUCGGGCAAACAACACCCUGCAGUGGACAAACAGCUGGUCCUUGUAGCAAAUGCACACAUGCAUUGGGACCCAGAGUAUUCUGAUGUGAAGCUGGUUCAGACCAUGAUGUUCCUUUCUGAGGUGAAGAACAUCAUUGACAAAGCCUCUCGUAGUCUCAAGACUGGUGUUUCGGGAGAUCAUGCAUCUAUUCCCCUUGUUUUGUGUGCUGAUCUCAAUUCCCUGCCAGAUUCUGGUGUGGUUGAAUAUUUAAGCACUGGUGGAGUGGAAACAAACCAUAAAGAUUUUAAGGAACUGAGAUACAAUGAAAGUCUCACUAACUUCAGUUGUAAUGGGAAAAAUGGAACCACCAAUGGAAGGAUUACUCAUGGUUUCAAGUUAAAGAGUGCCUAUGAGAAUGGCCUAAUGCCUUAUACAAAUUACACAUUUGAUUUCAAGGGUAUUAUUGACUACAUCUUCUACUCUAAACCUCAACUGAACAUUCUUGGCAUCUUGGGACCUUUGGAUCAUCAUUGGUUAAUAGAGAACAAUAUAAGUGGCUGUCCCCAUCCACUCAUUCCUUCUGACCACUUCUCACUUUUUGCACAACUGGAGCUGGUGCUGCCUUUUCUGCCCCCGGUAAAUGGAAUCCAUCUGCCUAGCAGGAGGUAGUCAAGUACAUUUUAGAGGGCAACCUCAAACUUAUUUGUAAAAAAAUUGUAAAAUCUGAAUAUAGAGGAGUGAGGUAUGGCCAACAGGGAUCUUUCUUAAUGAUCUUAAUUUUAAAUCUAGUUAUUUGAUAAAAGAAAUAGUAAAAGCCAGGUGCUAUCAGACACACAAUUCUGAGCCCAACAUGCUUUGUAUACUGUUAGACAGGGAUUGGUGCAUUUGCGCCUUUCUUAGAUUUGUUACAAAUAAUCUUGUUUGUUCUAUCCAAUGUACUAUUUCAUGCCUUGAAAAUAGGGAAUUACUAUAAUAAAUUCUCUUUGCACAGAUAUCUGUAGCACUACUUUUUGAGGCCAGUAGUAAACAUCAAAAGACCAUUCUUCCAUACUUCACUCCCUUCUUUUUCAGACUUGUUUGUUUGUAAAAUAUAGAAUUUGAAUUUAGCCUUUAUUGAUUGUAUAUGAACAACAGAAAACCUGAUUUAUGAGAUUUUGUACUUUAAAAAAAUCAGAUUUGGAAAAUGAUUGUAUUGUAAACUAAGGCUAAAUUUUUAUCUGUUUCAUGUGUUAUAAAGGCCAGCUUGUAAAAGAAGUUGCACCAGGCUUUCUCUGCUAAUGAUUUGCACUGUUAGGGUGUUUAGCCCUUAUGUACUACUUUGUUUUUUAAAAAAUUGAGAACACUGCUUUUAAACCCAAAUUGGUAAAACCGUAGCAUAUUUCUUCAAGUUAGUUAACAUACUCCCCCCUUUUUUUCUUUUUAACUUGAAGCAACAGCAUAAACUUGUUCUCAGAACAGAACAGAUAAGCUUAAGCAGUGACUGAUUAGGCUUUUGUGGAUUGAUAGCUGUUAUCAGUGUGCAUUCUAGCACCACUUUUUUCAGAAGUGGAACUGCAGAACCUUGUGUACAGCUUCUUAAUUUCUGUGUGUCAUGUCAUCCUUUUCCUGUAUCCACUGUGCCUGCUUAAUUUUGUUCUCAGUUAGCACUGCCUGUGCAUGCAGAGAGAACCUGUGCACCCUCUUUUAUUUUUUUAAAUAAUGUUAACAUUUUGUGAAAAUUUUAUGAAGAUACUUUUGUAUAAGCUGUGGCAUCUAUUUUUUUUCCUUGUGAAACAUUGAAUAUCACUUUUUGAACAUGUUCAGAUCGUGGGUACACAAAUUCUAAGCUUCUGAUACCCAUGCACUGCUUCUUUCAGUGUCAUUGCACAAUGCUGUUUGUGUCCCCUCCCCACUAAAUACCAUCAUGUGAAUUAUUUCAGUUUAAGUGUGUUCCUCAGUCAUUCCUUAAAGAGUAUACCAUCUUCAGUUUAUGAAGCAGUGUAACUAGAGAUGCAUUUUCAGCACAGGUUCCCUAGACAACACUUCAGAUCGAUCAUUAAAGUGACCAAGUCCUAGUCUAAAGUGUCAAGCAAAACUAAGGUUAUAACGUACCCUUAUAGUGCCAUUAGAGUUGGAAAGCCAAGUAUAUAAAAAUCUGUCCUAAAAGGGAGAUCCUAUGUAAUCCUUAGCAAAUUACUUCCACUAACCUAUUUCAUAUUUAGUGAGAGAACUUGGUCAAACUGCUUUUGUUUCAACUGCAGGCAGAGGAACAAAAGCUCACUCUUGAAUUGAGAAAUUCUGAAUAUAGUAAAUUUUAAAAAACAAAUGAAUCUUAGUAAUAAUGAUUGAAAAUUUUAUAAAGAAGAAACUAUCAGCACUUACAGUGCAUUACCAUUUUGUUUUAAAAAGAGAACAAUAAAUUCUCCAAAUGUUCAUGUUAAGCAAAAAGUGUUUUAAAAUUCCAGAAGGAAAAUUCCAGAUCUCGAAUCCUUGUCUGGGACCUGAUUUUUUGUUACUUGUUUUUUAGUUGUGCAAACACCAAACAUGUCCAGUUUAUAAUCAGUACAUCGGAAUGCUGGUAAUAAUUGAUGUAGUAGAUUCAAUGCAUAGUGUUGCUUUUUUCUGUUCUUGUUUUUUGGGUUUUGGGGGUUAUUUUGUAAAAGUGUGAAUAAAAAGGUGUUUUACUCAUGUUUCCUUAACAAUGUGUUGAUAAUGUGCAUCAUGACAAUUCUCAGUGGCAAUGGAGCCGAUUUAGCUUGACAUUACUCAGCAACCUAUUUUUGUUUCCUGAUGAUCUGGAUGAUUUAAUAGUAUGUCCAGAAAGCUUUAUGGAAGGGAAGCACUUAUUCAUUUUGUAUUUCUUAGAAGGGGUUAAUUUUUCAUUUUUAAGCUGGAGCUUGAGUGCACUUGGUAAAUCCUAAAGGUUUAAGCUUUACACAUGUUUUCACCUAUAAAAUUUAUGGCAGCAUAUUAAAAGGUUAUGGCCCAUCCAUGUACUCAAGGACUCUUGCAAAAGACAUGUUGCAAUCUGUGUGCAAAUCACUUUUGGGAUAGUAAGAUUCUUGACAUAUGAGAGCUCAGAAAGCUGAUAGAUUCCUUUUGACUAUAGAUAUCCUUCUGUCAAAUCUUACAGCAAUGAUUUGAAGCUCACUUUGUGGAAAUUCUUUGCAUCUUUGCAAAAUGAUGUCAGUUGCACCAAACAUGUCUGGUGGUUUCAUAUCAAAGUCUACUGGUUUAAAAAACAUUUCCUGCUUCAAACAAAUUAAUACAUUUCAUGAACAAAUGCAAUAAACUAUCUGUCUUCAUAAAAGGCUAAGUUCUAGUAACCUUAUCACUUUAUUUACUGAAGGUGGCUUUGGAUGUUGCCAUAAUAUAUGUUCAGUGUUUCUUAUUAAUGUAAUCACAUGGUUUGUUUGUUUUUUUUUUUUUAAAAAAGCAUUGCUGGGAAUGAGGUUCUCUGUCCUCAUUCUCACAGUUUAAUCCAACCAGGUGUCUAAGGAUGAUCAUAUGUGAAAACCCAUGGAACUACAGUCUGCCAUAUUUCUGGUCGUUAACUUUCAUGCAUAGAUACACGUGCAUAAAUUCAAUUACAGUGAAAUUUAAGUGGGAAAUAAGUAUAAAACAUUAGGGGCUCUGAAUUUUUAAGACAGUAGCAGAGAAAAAUAUCUAGGAAAUGUGUGUAAUUAUUUUGUCACUUAUGUGUGGGUUUUAAAAACUAAACAAAUUUCAACUUUAAACUUAUUUGUGAUGCUGAUCUGCAUCUCCUGGUGCAACCUCUGAUAAAUAAGAUUAUAAGAUUUUUGUGGCUUAAACGUAGAAUAGGUUCAGACAUCAAGUUCUCACUUUAUCCAUGGGACAAAGAACUCAGACAAAAUAAUUGCACUAUCAUUUUCAAAGGAAUUAAUCGCACUGCAAAUGUUGCAACUUCUCAAAAUUACUGCUUAUGUAGUGAGUCUUUUUUUUCCUCCCAUCCAGCCUGAUACAGUAUUUUAGGGUAUGUUAACUCCUGCUAUACUUUUGGGUUGUGUAAGCUUUUUUAAAACGUAGGUAUAUUGGUAUGUUUAAGUAGUGUCUAAAAUUUAGAAUACCUAGUCUUUAUUCACAGUACUUCUGUAUAAUGUGUAAUGCACUGGACUAACUCUUGUUUACCAUAUGUGUAACACAAAAAAAACCAGCACAUCAUCUGCACUAAGCUCAAAGAAUGUUGCAUUUGUCUAUAGGCAGCUCUUCAAUAAGAUAAAUGGGAAAUUGAAUAUGGUCUGAUGGUAAACAAGGGCUUUUACUGUUCUCUUCAGUGGAACUUUCUUCUUGGUCAAAUUUUAACUAGCUAGUAUUAUAUUUAUAUACAGGGUUGUCUUUUUCUUUACCAAUGUAUUUUCCUACUCAUAGCUGACCAAUAAAUUCAAUAUCUGUUUCAAAUCUC
Molecule: messenger RNA, 5538 nt
Organism: Eublepharis macularius
Lineage: Eukaryota; Metazoa; Chordata; Lepidosauria; Squamata; Eublepharidae
Gene: CNOT6
Product: CCR4-NOT transcription complex subunit 6
Exons: 12
Coding region: 132-1805 (557 amino acids)
Biological process (GO): nuclear-transcribed mRNA poly(A) tail shortening
Cellular component (GO): cytoplasm; nucleus; CCR4-NOT complex
Molecular function (GO): poly(A)-specific ribonuclease activity; protein binding
Source: RefSeq, a predicted model, not a curated record